Molecule: messenger RNA, 10750 nt
Organism: Anas platyrhynchos (mallard)
Lineage: Eukaryota; Metazoa; Chordata; Aves; Anseriformes; Anatidae
Gene: SLC22A15
Product: solute carrier family 22 member 15
Biological process (GO): transmembrane transport
Cellular component (GO): membrane
Molecular function (GO): transmembrane transporter activity
Source: RefSeq, a predicted model, not a curated record
CCCUUCCUUCCCCUCUCCCCCGUCGCCAUCUAACGCCCGGAGGCGCGCCUGCGCCAAUGCUCGCAGCAGCCGCCAUGGCCGCUCCCCUCCUCGGCGCAUGUGCUUGAGCUCCUCCUGCUCCUCCUCCUCCUCCUCCUGCUGCUGCUUCUACCACUGCUGCCGCUUCUACCACUGCUACCGCUGCUUGCCCUGGCCGGGCUCGGCGCAGCGCAGCGCGAUGGAGGUGGAGGAGGCGUUCCCGCUGGUGGGGCAGAUGGGUCCCUACCAGGUGUACCUGUGCGUCCUGCUGGCCGUGCUGCUGCAGCUCUAUGUGGCCACCGAAGCCAUCCUCAUUGCACUGGUGGGGGCAACUCCUCCUUACCACUGGGACCUCGAAGAGCUCUCGGCUAACCAGAGCCAUGGCAACCAGUCGGCGAGCGAGCAGAGGGCCUUUGGGGAAUGGCUCCUGACCGCCAACGGCAGCGAGGUUCACAAGCACGUACACUUCAGUGGCAGCUUCACGUCAAUAGUUUCUGAGUGGUUUUUAAUUGGCAACACAUCGUACAAAGUCAGCGCUGCCAGUUCUUUCUACUUCAGUGGUGUGUUUGUUGGAGCAAUUUCCUUUGGCCAGCUCUCAGACCGGUUUGGAAGGAAGAAGGUCUAUCUCACAGGUUUUGCCCUUGACAUCUUGUUUGCCAUUGCAAAUGGAUUCUCACCCUCAUAUGAAUUCUUUGCCAUUUCCCGAUUCUUGGUAGGGGUGAUGAAUGGCGGGAUGUCGCUGGUGGCCUUUGUUCUUCUGAAUGAGUGUGUGGGUACUGCAUACUGGGCGUUAGCAGGAUCUAUUGGUGGCCUGUUCUUUGCUGUGGGAAUUGCCCAGUAUGCUUUAUUAGGGUACUUCAUUCGAUCCUGGAGGACUCUGGCUGUUGUGGUUAACCUGGAAGGAACAGUAGUCUUUCUUCUCUCUCUAUUCAUUCCAGAGUCCCCCCGCUGGCUAUACUCGCAAGGCCGGCUGAAUGAAGCAGAAGAUGCCCUCUACCUCAUUGCAAAGAAGAACCGCAAGCAGAAGUACACUUUUUCAUUAAAACUCCCAGCAGAGAGAAGCCCCAGAGAGGCUGGCAGUUUCUUGGAUCUGUUCCGAUACAGGAUUCUCUUGGGACGCACCUUGAUCAUGAUGUUCACCUGGUUUGUGUGCAGCUUGGUUUACUAUGGUCUUACCCUUAAUGUAGGUGACUUAGGUGGAAGCAUUUAUGCCAAUUUAGCCCUUUCAGGGUUGAUAGAAAUCCCAGCAUACCCAAUCUGUAUUUACUUGAUUAACCAAAAAUGGUUUGGUCGAAAGCGAACGUUGAGUGCAUUUCUGUUCCUGGGAGGAUUGGCUUGUCUUAUUGUCAUGUUUCUUCCUAAAAAGAAAGAUACUGGAGUGUUUGCAGUGGUGAACAGUCGUUCUCUUUCUUUGCUGGGAAAAUUGACAAUCAGUGCUGCAUUUAAUAUUGUCUAUAUCUACACAUCAGAACUUUAUCCCACAGUGAUCAGGAAUGUUGGAAUGGGUGCCUGCUCCAUGUUUUCCCGUGUUGGUGGAAUCAUUGCUCCUUUUGUCCCUUCAUUGAAAUCUGUACAGUGGUCUCUGCCUUACAUUGUGUUUGGAGCAACUGGUCUUUUGUCUGGGCUCCUAAGUUUAUUGUUGCCGGAGACAUUAAACAGCCCUUUGCUAGAAACGAUUUCAGACCUGCAGGUGUGCUCGUACUGGAGGCUGGGGGAUGAAGCCAUGUCAUUGCAAGCCCUAGAUGGCUCACAGUCUGGAGACAAGGACAAUUCUGCAGGAAGUGGAAGUGAAGAUGAGGAGUUUUAUGAUGCUGAUGAAGAGACCCAUAUGAUCAAGUAAUGAAAAGAAGGAACACUGACCUGUUUUCAUACCUUUUCUUACUUGUCCAGUCAGUCCAGCUCUAAGACGAGAGUACUGGGGACCAUCUGUCAGGGAAUGUAACUGGGCAAAUGCCUUUGUCUUUCCUGACUAGGAGAAGAGCUUGGAGCUUGAGUACUGUUCAGAUUAAUUACACCACUGAUACUCUUCAUACGAGACAGCCAUUCAAAUUCUUGUAGGCCAGAAUAAGAAUGCACAGUUUACAUUUGAAGCCAGGUGAGAGAGCAAGGGAAGGAUGAUGCACUUCUGAAGCCUAGGAAAUUAUCCACCAUUUGGGCAGAUCAUCAGCAUACACAUUUUCUUUUCAAGGUGCUUGGUUUUGAGUCAGCAUAUAUUGAUAAAUUUGAAAAUGUCCACUGCUUUGCUUUGGUAGAGUGAAAGGGGUCACACUGUGCUGUGUGCUACCCCAGUGGGAGCAAACUCUAGAAAUUUUAUGUUAAAAUGGGUUCCACAUAUUGAGUUGCAGAGAGGCAACUGUGAACAUACGGUGUCUCUUUCUGUACACGAACACCUGUACAGAGUUACAGGGUGCAGCUGGUUAGUCAUGAUCUGUGUGCGAACUUUGUGAUGAUGGAAGGCUGGAAGAAGGGACUUCUGGAAAGAGCAGCCACAAAGUCUGCAGACAUAGAGGAUGUUGCUGGUUUCUCUCACCUUUUAAUCCACCAAACAUUUUCUUGGGCUGUCUUAUGCAUAAAUUUGCCACAUGUUCCUCACAUCUUAAAACUGCUGUUCCAUAGCUUUGCCUACUUUAACUUUGUCCUCACUUUGCCAUAAAUACUGAAGCUCAGCAACUUCUCUGCCUGUUCAGUGAAGUAAAUCUGCUAAAGGAUAUAAUUUCAUGAAUGGGACACAGCUGAGGUGUUUAUCACAUACUGUGUAAGGUGUGUGUUAGAAUAUGUAGCUCAUUUAUGUGGACCGAUUUGUGUUUUUAUUUCUGGAGGAAACUCAACUCUGAAGUGAUAAGAGAAACUGUGGGCUGCUAUUACAUUUUGUAGGAUUAUUGCCAGGAAGCUGCUAGAAUCUAUGUAUUUUUUUUAUGUUUGAUAAAGUUUUGAAACUCUAAGCCAGCGUUUACUUGAUUACUUGACCUUGCUGAGGAAGACAACUUCAUUCUCCUGUUUACACUGAGCUUCUUCGUUAGAAGGAAUCUUGAAAUAUGAACAAAGGAAAUGUUGUGACUACAACAGCGAGGCCUUAGGAAGAUUCAGCCUUCUUGAUUACACUAUCAUCUUCAUUCUCUAACCUGUGGCUUGCUAUUUAUUAAGAUUGGUUUCCUUAAACUAUUUAAUAGCUUUUAUACUUGGAGUUCCUAGUGAAGUGCCUGCUGCACAGUGACUGCAAGUAAGUUGCCAGCCUUGCUAGCCAUUUCUGUGAGAGCUGGAUUUAAAAAAAUAAAUAAAUAGAGAGAGAAAAGCUGUCUGCUGAAUUUAUGCCAGUUAAACUGGAAAAUUCAUUUACUCUGAAAGGAAGUGAAACUAAACAGUAUCUGAAGUUUACAGCUAGCUGCUUGAACUUUGUUCAUGGGGAACUGUAGUACUGAGCAAAGGCCAACUAUGCUACAGAUUCAAGCAUGCACUACUCCCAGUUGAUCAGAACUUGGUCUAGGCAUUGCCUGUGAGCAAAGCAGGGAACUUUACUCCCAGUGCACAAGGUGUCAGUAUUGUGAUUUUUGCCUGUUAGGAGCUUUACUUGAAGAAUUCCAGUUUACAGUCUUCACUUUUUCUUCCAGAUUGUUGCAUAUUUGUUGUAGAUGUAGGAGGGCACCUUUAAACCUAGUUGGAUAUUCUUUCUGCCUUAUUUGGCUGUUCUGUAUGCAAGAAAAUUGCUCAAAAUAAGGUACUUGGAAAUUCUUGGAGUGUUUAAAUGUGUUCACAGAUAAUUUUGCAUUCAUGUUUUGAAGUAUGGACAGCUGGAAAAAGUAACUGGUUUUGGUGUUUGAUUUCUAAAGAUAUAAACCCUGUUUAGUUAAAGGCAAAUGGUGAUAAGCCUGUCAGUAUCACCUUGCUGUCAAGAUUCAACUUUUUUGUUUGUUUGGAGGCCAGGGGUGAUACUGAUACUUAUUGUCCCUCCUUGGAUAGUUGGUAGAGUUAAGUUCCUUGAAAAGCAGACAGGAACUGUUAGCCUUCCUCCCUCCAUAGUUUUAGUGUCACCAGCUACUGGAGAUCCUGGUCAUGCCAUAGGACACCUCAAUGUAGCUUUCAUUAGAACAGUAGGGUGUAACUGUUCAGGUUGAGAGAUCAUUGCAGGACCUGAGCUGGAUUUUAUGACAGUCUUCAAUUUAUAAUCAAACUUACCUUUCUAUUCAUGCACUUUUAUAUCCUAAAUACAGAGGUAAAAUUGCCAAAACAAGAGUGAAGAAAAUAUCUUCAUUUUUUCAUAAAAAUUGCACUUUUUCAAACUUCAAAUCUGUCCCAUGUUUGCACCUAUGGAAUUUUAAAAGGUAGCUUUUUUUUUUUUUGUCAAUUGUAGGGGUUUUCUGUUGUUAUAUCUUCUGGACCAAUCAAUUCAGCAGUUUUAUAGGAAGGAAUCGCUCCUGGAGAUCAGCUACGUAGCAUCAGAUUUGCUAUGAUCACUUGCUGCCCUCCUUUGUGUCCUCAAGUCCAAAUCAGUUAGACGCAUAUAAUUUUUCAGAGCUUUAUUUUAUAAAACUGGCCUUCUGAUAUAGGAAUCUGUAGGAUCACUUUUUGUCUUCCCAGGGAGUGUUACUGAGAUACUCGUGCUAUAUGUAGCUUUUGCUGGGGAGAGAUGCUGUGCAGUGUUUUGUAGCCCAUGUGGUCAGCAUUUUUCUGUACACAGGUGGAACGUUAUUGCUAAGCAGAAGUUCUUUAAUCAGACAGUGCUUGCUGUUACAGGUUUCACAACUAUGUUACUUACAAGCCCAAGUCAGAAGGUCAGGGCGCUUGUGGCUUUAUAUUUAAAUGGUUAUGUAUAUAUUGGUGAUUAUAUUUAUAUAUAUAUAUUUAAAGUUUGUAUUUAAGCAGUCUGCAUAGGCCCAUUUAAAAAUCUGUGUUUGGGCAGUAAGUUUGCCCUGUGGAGCUACUGGGGAACUGAUGCAGCACUAGUUAUAUAUGUUUAUGAUGUAUAGUAAUGCUAAGAGUCUGAAACAAUAUUUUUGCUGUAGUUGAGUGAAGCGUGACAAUCUUGUUUCACACUUGUUAGAGUAGCCUUGUAUAUUAAGUAUUCUGCCUCGUUAAUAGUUUUUUGUGAUGUGCAAGCACUAGGAUACUGACCUCCAAGAUGGUAAUUCCUUCCUUGGAUUCCUUAGGUUUUGCAGUUGUUUUUGUUUUUGUUUGUUUUGUUUGUUUUUUUUCUUUUUCAGCCAACUGACUUAGAUUGUGCUAGAGAUGAGAGAGGUGCUGAUUAGUUACAUCUAAGCGUGUCUCACCUGAGACAGAAUUGGAAUUCUGUUGUCUGAGGAGCUCACAGGUGAAACCUGAGUACAGCUAGGAGUGAAGGGGAGUGACAAGUCAUGUGAGACAGCAUAGAGGAGAAUUUGUCAGAGGGAGUUGAAAGAAUAGAGGAUUCAACAGAAAUGCUUUAGGGCAAGGGUAAGAAGUAUGGGAUACUAGCUGUUAAAAUACUCUUCUUGCUGUUUGUGUUGACUAGAAGCUCCUUUCAGAGCUAGCGUUGGUUCCAGGAUGUCCUGUUAGGGACACUGGUUUCAUCACUUCCAUCUAAUGUCAACUUUGUUUAGCGUGGCUGCUUUAAUGAUAAAAACACUACUUUUGAUCAAAGUGAUGUGUGGCAGACUCAGCUUUUGUAUUUGAUGGCUUAUGAUUAAAAUUACUGAAAUUUGUAAAGCCCUCUGAUGGAGAAUAUUACAUAACUGGGCAUCACUUAAGACACUAGCUUCACCUUAGAAAGACAGGAAAAUUAGGAGCAUUUUAUCCAGGCUUGUCACCAAACUUCUUGUGUAGUGAUACUUCUAAAAGGAUUUUACUACCUGACUAUUUUUGUUACCUGGAAAAAAUAGAACAAGGAAGUGAUUUGAUGUUUUUUUUUGUUGUUGUUGUUUGUUUGUUUUUUUUUAAAAAAAGAUCCCCUGAAAACAAGCCUAGUACUCACCUUUUAGGGACUGGAAGUUGCUCAUAAACUGAGAUUUGGAGAUAACCCCAAAUUCAGAAGGUCUGUGUUAAAGGAGGGCCACAGGUGACUCCAAAGAGAUAUAAUUAACAUGGGGCAGGUUGUAGCUAGUUGCCACCUUUUGUUACAGCCCAGUUUGUAGGGAUUGUAGCCACAUGCUGAUCUGCUCCCAGUGCAGAUCAUGACAUACUCUGUGACAGGGUUUCCAGGCUGCAUGGCUGUACUGAGGUUAGUGGAAUAUUCCUCACAGGACUGUGGGAAAAACAGUUUAUCUGUAUGUUUUCCAGCACAUUUCAUCUAAGCAUGUCAAAACAUUAUGCGAGAGAUAUUUUUUUGUACUGAAGAAGAAGGGAAAACGAGGAACAAAGUCUUUUCCUGGAGCAUGCUGAUGGAAACAUUGAGCUAAAACUCAUGAACAAGAGUUUUCUGCAUAAUCUCCAAAUGUAGUUUUGGUCAGUAUCUUGUUUCAGCUGAAGGGUGGUGUGCUAAUUAUGCUUUUUCCUCCACUCUUAAAGCUUCUUUAAUCAUGCUCUUUGAAACACAUCUGAAUCUAGGCAUUUGUGCAUACAGAUUGUGAGCCUGGCAGUAAAUAUGUCAGAAAAGCCUAUGAGCAGUACUGUCAUCUGAAGGUAGAAGUCAGUCUGUCCUGACACUCAGUGCCUGUGUCAGAAAUGUCUAUAUUUAGCUGUUUACCAAACAGGAGACUUGAGCAUAGCUGUAUUUUGAGUCUCAUUGUUUGUAUCUUGCUAUGGGAUGUAUCAUGUGGAGGAAAGACCAACAUAAGGAAACCUCCAAGUGCAGAAUGGAGGGUGAAUGAAUUUCUACAGAUUGUUUUCAUGCCAUGUAUUUAUAAUGCCUUUUGCAGUUUGUGGUAACCUUGAGAUUAUCCUGGUGCUACAGUUAUUUAAGUCUAAUAGAGCUGUAUAAAAUUUUCGUCCUGGCAGUCUGCAUUUACUGAACUUUCUCAUCUUUUUUGGUACUACUGGCUUCUUCUGUCAUCUUGAAGAAAGCUCUUGCCUAAUAGGUAGUGGAUUUUUUCUGUUUUAGUUUAUUGCAAAUGCCUGUUUUAUAAAAAGCUUUUUAAUUUCCUCAAUCAACUUGAUAUGGGGACUAUGUUUAAAGUAACAUCAUAGAAUUGGAUGAUGUAAGUGCCAAAGACAGCUUUUGCUGGAAAGCAGUGGUCCAAAACUAGUUCUAGCUUUGUUUAUGUGGAAUUAUUCCAUACAACUGGCUAAAACUGGUAUUUACAAGCAUCUCCAGAGGUUUAGGGACAGAGUUACCUUUGUUUGCUUGUCUUCCAUUGCUCAGUUACUGAAGCUACUUAAGUAGGUUAUUUCUGGGGGAAAAGAAGUGUAGGAUUUGUAGAACAUGCAGAACCUACACCAUGUGGCCAUUAGAGAACUCCGCAGAGCCUGUUUGCUCCUGAGUUGCAAAUGCCAAAGCUCAUUCUCAAAGACUGAUAAAACCUGGUCAAAACUACACAUUGAAUUUUAGUUCAUUAAUCAGCCUGACAAAUUAGCAUUGCUAAUAAUGACUUGUCUGGAGCUUCACAGAAUGUAGCAGAUUUUUAUAAAAACCACAGUUUGAAGCCUUGCUAAGUAUAACGUCCAGAGCUUUAACUCCCUGUUACAACUACAAAAUUUGAUGCCUAUCAUGGCCGAUUGUUUGCCAGCAAAUAGGCAAGUUGGUAAAAGCUUGUGUAGCAGGAGGUGGCUGCCAUCAAAAGUGGUUUGAAAGAAGUAAUUUGUGGUCCCCGCUGCAUGUGCAGAAUGAAGUGAGACCAUGAGGUGUCAGGGUCCUCCCAUUGUUCAGUAAGCUUAUGUUUAAGUAACUAUUUGUUCAUCCUCAUUUACAAAAGGUUUGUAGAGGGAGGAGGUCUUUCGCAUACAAGUUGGUGCCUACCACCACACCUGAGGUGCUUACAUUAUACCUGCUUCAGCAGGCAAAAAGUAUGGCAUUACGAAAAUCUUUGAUGUCAAUACUGAAGCAGUUUUAUUUCCUUAAGGAUGGCCUGGUAGAAGCAUCUGGUGCCUCUGUGUUCAAAUAAAACGUUUUAAAAUGAUGGAAAUUUGAUUGGGAGGCAGGCAUUUCUGAUAGCAGUUUGCAGGAAAAAUGUGUUGCAAACUGAUUAAAAGUGUUAUUAUGUAGAGCAGAUGACUGAGUGAGUUGUAAUAAAAGUAUUUAUCGUGGUUGCUGUGGCUUCUAGUAUGCCUCUAAAUGACUGGUUUUGAAUACUAGCUGCUCCUCACUCCCCAAAGUAAUACAGAUUUUCUUUUUUUCUUGUUAAAAAUUUGAAUGUCACAUAGAAACCAAAAGUCUAUUUUUCAUAUGAAUGCGUCUAUUGCACUACCUUUCCUUUUUGUAUCUGGUUAUUUUGUUUUUUAAACUACCUCCUUAUGUUAAUUUUUUUUUGUCAAUUUCUUAUUUAAUUGAUUUUUAGGAAACUAUGAAAUUUCCAUUUUUUAUUUAUGUAGUAAUCCAUGGUUUAAACAGAGGGAAGAUUUGUAGGUUUUAAAGUUAUACUUAAAAAUAAAUUUAAAAAGCCUUUAACUUAUAAAUUUGAAGGAGAUGAAAAAUUAUACCCUUAGAUUAUGGGUUCGCUUGUGUGUACUGUUUGCUUUUUGGAAGGCCAGAAAGCCCUUACUCUUACACUAACCUCAGUUGAGGAGAUUUUCUUGCCUGCAACAAGUUUUGAGUUGGGGAUUUUUAAUCAAUUUAAUUUACUGCCAAUUAAGGUGUUUUUAACUGCUGUUCUGGGGGGUGUCUCCAAUCCUUUGGCUAUUACUCUCCGGCCCUUCAGCAAGGCAGCAGGUGGUCCAGGAGAUGAGCACAUUGGGCUUGCUGUUUUUUCAUUGCUCCUUGUUUCUUACCCAGAUGCUCUGGUGUGGGUUUCUUCACUGGCUGCAGUCUCUUUGAGUCUCCUCUCAGCCCCUGCUCAGGCUACCUUUUGCUUUGGCAUUUUUCCUACUUAGCUGUCUACCCUCUCCCCUCCUCCUGCACUGACAUGGUCCUCUCUUUUUCUCCUCCUCCUUCUAUAACAUUCUCUUGGCAUUUACUGCCCUUUUUAAAUAAGCUUUUGCAGAUGUGCCAGACUCUGACUGGCCACAGUGUUGGGGUGCAGUGGGUCAGUGCCCCCUGUCCCUAGGAGGCAAUGGGCACAAACUGAAGGCAGGAGGAUCUGUGAGCACAGAGAAACACUUUUUUACUGUGAGGAUGACUGACACAGGUUACCCAGGGAGGUUGUGGAGUCCUUGGCGAUGUUCAGAAGCCAUCUGGGAUAAGGUCUGGGCAAUCUGCUCUCAGUGACCCUGCUUCAGCAGGGAGGUGGGACAAGAUAAUCCCCAGAGGUCCCUUCCAACCUCAGCCAUUGUGUGAUUGCCGUGCUGCCUGUUGCUUGGACCAGCACAAGACAGUCCCUGACCUCCUCCCACAGAGGACACCCUGCCACCCCUCCACUACCAAAACCCUGACAGAUAUGUCUAAUGCAUUACAGUACAAGGUUUCCUUGUGAAUCGAGGCCUUGCAGGGCUGACAGUUUCUGUGAGCAGAACGUGGUACUGUAUUCCCCUUGUGUUACUGUUGUCUUAGGUCAAGUAAAUUAAAUUCCUAAGGAUAAAAUCAGACACUUAUUGCCAAGUUCUGUGUCUGGUGACAUGUUUGUAUCCUCAGUGAUUUCAGAAGACAGAUCUUAGGUCUCCAUUUAACCAGAGGAGCAGCCAAAGGGGUAAACUUCUUUAUUUCUGCUCAAGCCUUCAUCAUCAUGAAAUCAAAUCUUUCUAUAGUCUCUAUCUUGUAGGCCUCGUAAACUUUCCUUAUUCCACGGUUCAGCUUGAACCAACAGUUAAAAAAAAAAAAAAAAAAAGUCAUGGUCAGCUCAGAGCUGAGUAAUGGGAAAGUGGGAAUACAGGGAAUUGAUUUUUGUUUGCAGUAGUGAAAUAAGUUGUACAUAGCUGGUGCGUGUAUUUUUAUAUAUUUAAUUUGGAUGAGUUGAAUGCUGAGUGUUAUUAGCCUUCUGACAUUGAAAUGAGGACUGAGAAAUUUCAAGGUACUUUAACUGUAUUAGUGUGCUGUUUUUAAUUCAGAGUUGUACUGAUGAAAAAUCUGUGUGUUAAGAGUACAUGGUCUGAGAAGUCACAACUGAAAACAAAGGCUUUUCUACAACAGACCUUUUAUGGUGGUAUUUUCAUGUAUUCUGUGAACAGCUGUUGGGUCCAUCUCUUUUUAAGAUAUUCUUUGCACUAGGGGAGGGACCAUAGUGACAAAUGUAGAAGUAUUUAGGUUAAUUGCACUUACCUAUUUUGUUUUCUUGAUGUAAUUCCUAUGCAUACUGCCUUACCCAUGUGUACUGUACUUCACUGGAGGAACAAAAGGUAACUAUCAGGGUUUUAUUUUAUAAAAUGUGUUGCUUAAAGAAAAGAAAAAAAAAAGUUAUCCUGUAAUAUUACAUAUUUUCCAGUGAUAUAUUUCUUCCAAGUUAGGGAGGUAGAUAAUGGUAAACCCAGGUGAAUUUAGUCAAAAUUUAAUAUUGCUGGUGUUUGUUCUCAGUUAAUUUCUGAAUGAUUUUGAUCAUUUGAAAUAAACUUAUUCUUGUAAUAUUUUUGUAGAGGCUAAUCUAUGUUGGAAAGCCAACUUUUAGGUGACUUGUAACAGCUCUGAGACUGCCUCUGACUCAUACAUUUCAUAUAAUGUCUUUGUAACUUAUUUUGUGCCUUUUCUUCCCCUGACACAAAAAUUUCUCAAUAAAAACAAAUUCUUUUGGAACACUGCAAA